Messenger RNA from Dacryopinax primogenitus, 603 nucleotides. RefSeq lists its product as uncharacterized. NCBI's taxonomy places the organism in Eukaryota, Fungi, Basidiomycota, Dacrymycetes, Dacrymycetales, Dacrymycetaceae. The record is from RefSeq and is a predicted model, not a curated record. The transcript is spliced from 2 exons. Bases 1 to 603 code for a protein of 200 amino acids.
AUGCGUCGACCUCCCAAAGCUCGAGCUCUCCCUCCCGGAUGGAACGGAGAUCCCAAAGCCGUAUUAUCCCAACGUCGUACCCCCCAUCGUACACUACGUGAUGUCGAUGGGGGACGGGCCGACCGAGCCCCUCCAGUACUUCCAAUACCUCGCGAUCAGCUCCUUCUCGUGCACCACCGACCAGGCUGCCCCCCGCACGGACCAUGGUGGAACCUCAUCGAGCCCUAUGUCACCCUAUCACCCGUUGAACCGCCUGGAGAAAUCUUCGGCAAUCCAUUAACACAUUACGCGCACAAGGCCGACGUGCUCCGAAUGCAGAUCAUGCUCCAAUUUGGCGGUGUAUACCUGGAUCAAGACACAUUCGUCUUGCGGUCCUUUGACCGUGCGGGGCUCUUCACCCAAAGCACGGUGCUAGCGAUGGAAGCAGAUCCCUACGAAGAAUGGGAGGAAUGGGAACCAGGCGGACUGUGUAACGCCAUCAUGGUUUCCCGCCCAGAGGCGCCCUUCCUGCAACGAUGGUUCUCGACGUAUCGCACGUUCAACGAGAGCGGGCAUGAGUGGGCGGAACACAGCGUUGCGAUGCCUUGGGUGCGCCCUGAUUGA